GGGCCUCGGCCCAGGCAUGAGCUGGCUCUUCCCACUGAGCAAGAGCGGCGCGUCGCCCGCGGCCGGAGGCGGAGGCGCGGGGGGCGGCGGGGGCGGAGCGGGGGGUCUCACCAGUCUCCAGCAGCAAAAGCAGCGGCUCAUCGAUUCCCUGCGCGCCGCGCACGCCAGCAUAGCUGAAAUACAGAAAGAUGUGGAGUACAGAUUACCAUUCACAGUAAACAACCUUACGAUUAACAUUAAUAUCUUCCUUCCUCCUCAGUUUCCUCAGGAAAAACCAGUGAUCAGUGUUUACCCUCCAAUACGACAUCAUUUAAUGGACAAACAUGGAGUGUACGUUACCUGUCCAUUAGUAAACAAUUUUACCAUGCACUCAGACCUUGGAAAAAUUGUUCAGAGUCUCUUGGAUGAGUUUUGGAAGAAUCCUCCAGUUUUGGCUCCCAGUUCACCAUUUGCAUACCUAUAUGGUGGCCCAGCAGGAAUGCCUCCUUAUGCUGCUCAGGGUUUUCCAUUUCUUCCCUCAUAUUCUCCACAAGAAGCAAACAGAUCCAUGACUUCUGUCCCAGUUGCUGACACAGUUUCUCCAGCCUCAAGUUAUUCUACACCCAAACCUGCUGCUCCCUCUUAUGGUUUCCUCUCCAGUCUGCCAUUGCCUGUUCCUACCAUAGAUGCCCCGAUGCUGACAGGCCAAAACGGAUGUGGUUACAAGAUGCCCGAUAUCCCUGACACAUUUCCAGAACUCUCAGAGCUCAGCCUGUCGCAGUUAACAGAUAUGAAUGAACAUGAAGAAGCAUUCCUAGAGCAGUUCUCGACUCUGCCCCAGCUGAAGCAGGUCAUUACUGAUAAGGACGACUUGGUAAAGAGCAUCGAAGACCUUGCCCGAAAAAAUCUUCUUUUAGAGCCCAGCCUGGAAGCCAAAAGGCAGACAGUCCUAGAGAAGUAUGAACUGCUCACUCAGAUGAAAUCGGGCUUUGAAAAGAAGAUGCAGAGGCAGCACGAGCUUAGCGAGAGCUGCAGUGCCAGCGCCCUCCAGGCCAGGCUGAAGGUGGCCGCCCACGAGGCCGAAGAGGAGUCGGACACCCUCGCCGAGGACUUCCUGGAGGGCAAGAUGGAAAUAGACGAUUUCCUCAGCAGCUUCAUGGAAAAGAGAACUAUUUGCCAUUGUCGCAGAGCCAAAGAGGAGAAGCUUCAGCAGGCAAUAGCAACACACACCCAAUUCCACGCUCCCCUCUAGAUUUUCCUGAACACAUGAACUGCCAAGAGAAGAAUGAACAGUCCCAAUUAAGCACAUUUUAAUAGAUGUGAUUUGCAACAGGCAUUUCAUCCUAAUGGUUGUAUUGUGUAGUAGAGAUUAACUGUAUCCAUUGCGUAGAGCUGGGCCUGAUUCUGUACAAAUUAGGAUGCCUUUUAUUAUCUUUGUUUGAGAAAUCCUUCUGCACUCUUUGCACUAAAAAAAUUCUUUGUAUUUAUUGUUGAUAAAGUCUUUUACCAUAUUUAAGUUUCUGCUGCUAUCCCUGAUUAUUAGAAAUUAAAUACCUAUGCAUGUAAUUUUGGAUAAAUUCAAGUAUUUUAUAAAUUCAUAUUCUUUUAAAUUCA
Antechinus flavipes (yellow-footed antechinus) is the source of this 1593-nucleotide messenger RNA. It is a transcript of the gene VPS37A, whose product is annotated as VPS37A subunit of ESCRT-I. The record is from RefSeq and is a predicted model, not a curated record. The transcript has 12 exons. Gene Ontology annotation, biological process: protein targeting to membrane; protein targeting to vacuole; ubiquitin-dependent protein catabolic process via the multivesicular body sorting pathway. The coding region runs from base 17 to 1231 and encodes 404 amino acids. Gene Ontology annotation, cellular component: ESCRT I complex. Lineage: Eukaryota; Metazoa; Chordata; Mammalia; Dasyuromorphia; Dasyuridae.